Drosophila innubila is the source of this 1269-nucleotide messenger RNA. RefSeq names its product L-lactate dehydrogenase. NCBI's taxonomy places the organism in Eukaryota, Metazoa, Arthropoda, Insecta, Diptera, Drosophilidae. Bases 144 to 1142 code for a protein of 332 amino acids. The transcript is spliced from 4 exons. Gene Ontology annotation, biological process: carboxylic acid metabolic process. The record is from RefSeq and is a predicted model, not a curated record. Gene Ontology annotation, cellular component: cytoplasm. Gene Ontology annotation, molecular function: L-lactate dehydrogenase (NAD+) activity.
AACGAAAUUCCAACGAGUCUCAAACAGUUCGCAACGAGCGCGCAAACAGAACGGAACAUCGACAACCUCUCUAAAAAAAAAAGAGGCAUUAAUAUUAUCAUAAAAUCAAUCCAGUGAAUUCCAAAUAAAGCAAACAAAAAACAAUGGCCGCCGUUAAGGACAGUCUAUUGGCCCAAGUGGCUGAGGUGUUGCCCAGCUCGGGUCACAAGGUCACCGUUGUGGGCAUCGGCAUGGUGGGCAUGGCCAGCGCCUUCAGCAUUCUCGCCCAGGGCGUCUCCAAGGAGGUCUGCCUCAUCGAUGUCUGUGCGGACAAGUUGCAGGGUGAACUUAUGGAUCUGCAACAUGGCUCCAACUUCCUCAAGAAUCCACAAAUCACAGCCAGCACCGAUUUCGCCAUUUCGGCCAAUUCACGGCUGUGCAUUGUCACCGCUGGUGUUCGGCAAAAGGAGGGAGAAUCUCGUCUUUCUCUCGUGCAACGCAACACGGAUAUUCUCAAGAACAUUAUCCCCAAACUGGUGGAAUACAGUCCCGAUACCAUUUUGCUGAUGGUUUCUAACCCCGUUGAUAUUAUGACCUAUGUGGCCUGGAAGCUAUCCGGUCUGCCCAAGAAUCGUGUCAUUGGCAGCGGCACCAAUUUGGAUUCCUCCCGCUUCCGCUUCCUGAUGUCCCAGCGUCUGGGCGUGGCACCCACCUCCUGCCACGGCUGGAUCAUUGGCGAGCACGGCGACAGCUCCGUUCCCGUGUGGUCCGGAGUCAACAUUGCCGGCGUGCGUCUGCGUGAAUUGAACCCAACUCUGGGCACCGGCGAGGAUCCAGAGAAGUGGAAUGAGCUGCACAAACAGGUCGUCGAUUCGGCCUAUGAGGUCAUCAAGCUAAAGGGUUACACCUCCUGGGCCAUUGGUCUCAGCACCGCAUCCCUGGCCUCCGCCAUUUUGAGGAACACGAGCAGCGUCGCCGCCGUCUCCACCUCCGUGCUGGGCGAACAUGGCAUUGAUAAGGACGUCUUCCUGUCGCUGCCUUGUGUAUUGAAUGCCAACGGUGUCACCUCCAUUGUGAAGCAGAUUCUCACCGAAACUGAGGUCAAACAGCUUCAGAAAUCUGCCAACAUUAUGGCCGAUGUUCAGGCUGGUCUAAAUUUCUAAUUUUAGUCAUGGGAAAGUUUGAGAACCAGUGAAGCCGUCGCAUAGCAGAAACAAAGUAUUCUUUGACACAACCAAUGUUUAUUUUUAGUACAUUUCUCAAUAGAACACACUAUUAUUUAUUCUUUAA